GCGUUCCCGUGAGACAUGGGCGUGUUUGUCAAUGGCGAACUGUGUUCCCAGCGGCAGAUGCUGCUGCUGCCUGCCCAGCUCCUGCGCGGAAGAUUCCUCCGCCCACAGGCGCCUCCGUCCUGGGGUGGGGAGUGUGUGGAGGUCCUGUACGACAGCCCCAAGGCCAGGCAGGAGGUGGAGCAGCACUGGCAGGCGUCGGGCGGCCCCCACAUCGUGCGCAUCCUCGACGUGUACGAGAACAUGCACCGCAACAAGCGCUGUCUGCUCAUCAUCAUGGAGUGCAUGGAGGGUGGUGAGUUGUUCAGCAGGAUUCAGGAGCGUGGCGACCAGGCUUUCACUGAGAGAGAAGCUGCGGAGAUCAUGCGUGAUAUUGGCACCGCCAUCCAGUUCCUGCACAGCCAGAAUAUCGCCCACCGAGACGUCAAGCUCACUCGUGCUGCUGCGGCCACGCGGGUCUCCUCGAUGCCUUCAAACUGUGACCCAGUAGCUGCAAGCCUAGCUGAGUGCCUGCUUCAAGCCGACCCCUGUCUUCUCUGCCUGGCCCAGCCCGAAAACCUGCUCUACACGUCCAAGGAGAAGGACGCGGUGCUCAAGCUCACCGACUUCGGCUUUGCCAAGGAGACCACCCAGAACGCCCUGCAGACACCCUGCUACACUCCCUAUUACGUGGCUCCUGAGGUCCUGGGUCCGGAGAAGUAUGACAAGUCAUGUGACAUGUGGUCCCUGGGCGUCAUCAUGUACAUCCUCCUGUGCGGCUUCCCGCCCUUCUACUCCAACACGGGCCAGGCCAUCUCCCCGGGCAUGAAGCGCAGGAUCCGCCUGGGCCAGUACGGCUUCCCCAACCCCGAGUGGUCGGAGGUCUCCGAGGACGCCAAGCAGCUGAUCCGCCUCCUGCUGAAGACGGACCCCACGGAGCGCCUGACCAUCACGCAGUUCAUGAACCACCCCUGGAUCAAUCAAUCCACGGUGGUGCCGCAGACCCCGCUGCACACGGCCCGAGUGCUGCAGGAGGACAGAGACCACUGGGAUGAAGUCAAGGAGGAGAUGACCAGUGCCCUGGCGACCAUGCGCGUGGACUACGACCAGGUGAAGAUCAAGGACCUGAAGACCUCGAACAACCGGCUCCUGAACAAGCGGAGGAAGAAGCAGGCGGGCUCCUCGGCCUCGCAGGGCUGCAACAACCAGUAGCUCCCGGGCCUCGGAGCCUGCGGGUCGGACUGCAGGGGCUGAGGCCCCGACACAGAGGGCCCAGGUCAUUUUUUUUUAAACACAAGGACUAUUUUGUGGUGUU
Myotis lucifugus (little brown bat) is the source of this 1291-nucleotide messenger RNA. It is a transcript of the gene MAPKAPK3, whose product is annotated as mitogen-activated protein kinase-activated protein kinase 3. The record is from RefSeq and is a predicted model, not a curated record. Gene Ontology annotation, biological process: response to cytokine; peptidyl-serine phosphorylation; protein autophosphorylation. Gene Ontology annotation, molecular function: ATP binding; calcium-dependent protein serine/threonine kinase activity; calcium/calmodulin-dependent protein kinase activity. The coding region runs from base 16 to 1188 and encodes 390 amino acids. Lineage: Eukaryota; Metazoa; Chordata; Mammalia; Chiroptera; Vespertilionidae. Gene Ontology annotation, cellular component: nucleus; cytoplasm. The transcript is spliced from 11 exons.